This is a messenger RNA of Hypomesus transpacificus, 2130 nucleotides long. RefSeq lists its product as uncharacterized. Lineage: Eukaryota; Metazoa; Chordata; Actinopteri; Osmeriformes; Osmeridae. The coding region runs from base 266 to 883 and encodes 205 amino acids. The record is from RefSeq and is a predicted model, not a curated record. The transcript is spliced from 2 exons.
ACGUGUCAAAACAAAUGCAUGCAGUAAAGUCAGCUACAUGCUGUAGCUAGGUGAGAUAUGCUAACUUAUAUUUUUGAAUACAGGUCAUUCUAUUGUCUAAAUUAAAUUCACUAAACUAUUACAUCAUCAGGGAUUAACUGUUCGAUUUACGUCCGCCUAACCUGGCGAUCAUAAAAGAAAAGAGUCAUGAAUGAUAAAUGGAAUAUAAACUUAGUUAAACUGUAAAUUCGUGCGUUGCAAACUUCUCUACAGGUCAUUCAUUUCAAUGGCAGCCUCUAUAACAGAAGGGAUAAUAGCAUGUUCCAAUAUCAUUCAGUCGGUCUCAGCCCUGUACACUGCUCAUCAACUCUUUAAGGACCACAGAGCUCCAUCAGUAGGUCUGUUCCUGCUUGGCCUCUCUGCAGGCCUCUGUGCUCUGCCUCUCUCCAACCCAGUACUCAUUUGUCUGCAGACAGAUCUGGAGUGGGCAGGAGAGAUCCUUGCCCCACCCCUGGUCUCCUUUGGCUUCCUGUGGCUCAGCCAAGACCAUGCCACUGCCCAUGUGCUCCUGAUUGGCUCCGGGCUUCUCCCACUACUCUGUGAUUGGCUUUCUCCGGAUGGACUCAUGGUGAUGACCCGCUGCUUGGCCCUGUCUUCUCUGUCCUGUUCCCUGACAGUGUGUCUAUUUGCUGGGAAUGCAACAGGGGCCCUGGGGAGUGUGGCCCUCAGCCUGCCCUCACUGGUAGCCCCCAGGGUUGUGCUCCACUCCCUCACUCCACUCAUCUCUCAAGGUGCCUUGGAGGGACUGCUUAAGUGGCUGUUGAAAGGCUCCAUGGCUGUAGGGUGUAUUGCUUCUAAACGGGCCCUUGGUGUGUACCUGGAGGACCUGAAGAACUGGGACUGAUGUUACUCAUUAACUAAAGAUAUUCCUUGACUGACCCAGCGUUACACUGACAGAAUUGAUUGCAAAUAGCUACUAACUGCGUGGGAACUGAAAUGAAUGAUCUAUUUAUGUAUAUUCAUUGAGAGAUCUGUUACAAUGUCCUAACAAUUCGUUCAGAGGGUCCCAUCAGGUAUACAAUGUCACUUUGGAAGUGGAGGUCAGAUGAUUCAUAGGGACAUGGUGGCUUUGGCCCAUCAAAGGCCUGUCUGAAUCCAAGGCAUUGUUCUGACAACAAAGCUGCUUAGCACUGAUGAAGCCUCACCACAGGCCUCCUUUUAUGCAUCCCUCCAUGUAAGUCACAAGGCACUGGUACACAUGUCUAUGUGACACAUUAGGUGAUACUGUUUAUGAUCAUGUAGGCACUGAUUCUGGUUUCAUUUUGUAUUUGAAUCUUAACGAUUAUUGUUGGUGUGUCACUCCAAAUACUCAUUUACAUUUCACACCACUUGGAAAUCCACACCUGUCAGUAUUUAUUUGGACGGCUUACUUGGAGAAUCCUUGCUUUACAACAGAAUAUAUAAAGGCAUUUUGAAGUGCCUUGCGGAUAUUUGUUUGUAUUCUUUUCCUCUAGGUGAGCUUGGCAACAUUGUGCAACAAUGUACUCGCGUACAUUUCAGCCUGUACUCGUGGGAAGCCUAUUGUAACUCACAGCACGUCUACCGGCCAAAAGCUUCAGUGUGUGAGGACAUGCUCUGGGUUCCAAAGCACCACAUUCUGUUCAUUCUGCAGCAUCAGCAGUUACAACCUCAGCUAACCAGAUACCAUGUCUUCCAGAUGUGCUUAGGAUCCAUUUGGAUACAUGUGCAUGCACUUUGCUUUUCAUUUAAAGGAUGCUAACAAAUUCAGGCAGACAUAUUUUGAUCUGCAUAAAGGUUAUUUAGGAAUUAGUCUGUAGCUGCUUGAUUGAUGCGUAUUUGUUGCGUCACCUUAUUCCUUCUGCUUAGAACAUGGCCAAGCAUUGUAAUGUGGAUAGACGCUGAGUGGGCACUGCAGAACUGUUUGGAGUCCCUGGACUCCCUGGACUCUUGAGCAGAGCAGCACUGAUGUCAGCACUUUGCAGGCCAGGACCCUAACCUAGAUUCAGGACUAUGUCCAGCUCACACCUACAGAUAAGGUCAUAACACAAAAAACACCAAAACCAGACAUUUUGACCUUUUUGACUAUGCAAAUAAUCUAUAUUAAAAUGAAUACCCUACCACUUCAGGACU